Molecule: messenger RNA, 1723 nt
Organism: Abrus precatorius (Indian licorice)
Lineage: Eukaryota; Viridiplantae; Streptophyta; Magnoliopsida; Fabales; Fabaceae
Product: probable glycosyltransferase At5g03795
Exons: 6
Coding region: 203-1438 (411 amino acids)
Molecular function (GO): glycosyltransferase activity
Source: RefSeq, a predicted model, not a curated record
AGAGCCAGCUAUGCAGAAAGAAUGGCAAAAUGGGUUAUGUAAAUGGCGAGAGUAACGAAGGUUCUAAGCCUCACAUCACAGAUUCAUUCCUCUUCACACCAAACAAACCCAUUUCCAUCUUCGUCUUCAUCUUCUACUCUCGACACUUUAAUCUAACCCUUCAAAUCAGAUCAAAAUCAAAGAACCUCUGAAUCCAAUUCUGAUGACGUCCGUGAAGCAAACCCAACAACAAUCCUCACCGCACACUCUCUUCUCUCUAAGAGGUUCACUCCUUAUCCUCGCAAUCCUCACUCUCCUUUCUUUCACUUACCUUUCUCUCAAAUACUCCACCCCUUCACUACAGGUUUCCAAGGUUUCGGUUGCGAAGCUGAACGAUGUGCAAAGCGAAGAAGAGGAUGGAGAGGAGUUUUGGGAUGUGUACCACUCGCCGCGCGUGUUCAAGCUGAACUUCGAGGAAAUGGAGAAGAACUUCAAGGUGUAUAUAUACCCUGAUGGGGAUCCCAACACGUUCUACCAGACUCCGAGGAAGCUCACAGGAAAGUAUGCUAGUGAGGGCUAUUUCUUCCAAAAUAUUAGAGAGAGUCACUUCCGCACCCUAAAUCCCGAUCAGGCACACCUCUUCUUCAUUCCCAUUUCAUGUCACAAGAUGCGUGGCAAGGGCACGUCUUAUGAGAAUAUGACUGUAAUUGUCCAGAAUUACGUGGAGAGCUUAAUAUACAAAUAUCCUUAUUGGAACAGAACUUUGGGUGCUGAUCACUUCUUUGUCACUUGUCAUGACGUUGGUGUGAGGGCAACAGAAGGACUUCAGUUUCUAGUAAAGAAUUCUAUUCGAGCAGUGUGCUCCCCCAGCUAUGAUGUUGGGUUCAUUCCGCACAAAGAUGUUGCUCUCCCUCAAGUACUGCAGCCAUUUGCUCUUCCUGCUGGAGGGAAUGAUAUGGAAAACAGGACUACUCUUGGAUUUUGGGCUGGUCAUCGUAACUCUAAAAUUAGAGUGAUUCUUGCACGUGUGUGGGAAAAUGACACAGAACUUGAUAUUUCAAACAAUAGAAUUAGUAGGGCCACUGGGCAUCUAGUGUACCAGAAGAGAUUUUACAGAAGUAAGUUUUGUAUCUGUCCUGGUGGAUCACAGGUUAAUAGCGCUCGAAUAGCAGACUCGAUCCAUUAUGGGUGCAUCCCUGUUAUAUUGUCAAAUUAUUAUGACCUUCCUUUUAAUGAUAUUCUUGACUGGAACAAAUUUGCUGUCGUACUCAAGGAGAGUGAUGUAUACCAGCUUAAACAAAUCCUCAAAAAUAUAUCGGAUGCUGAGUUUGUUGCACUUCAUAAUAAUUUAGUAAAGAUUCAGAGACACUUCCAAUGGAAUUCGCCCCCAAUCAGACACGAUGCUUUCCAUAUGGUUAUGUAUGACCUCUGGUUACGCCAUCACACGAUCAAAUACUGAUUUUAAGACUCACACUCUAAGACACUCGUUUUGUAUACAACCUACAGUUUUAGCAAUCAAGAGAGCACUGUAAAUAGCUAAGUACAGUUUUUUAUAUAACAGCUGGUUUUUCAAUAUUCUUGCACCCACAACAUUUCGUUUAUUUGUUAUUUGUUUGUGUUGAGGCUCUUUGUUGCAUUGAAACUACUACAUGGCCAAGGCUAUUGAAUUAAGGCAGGUGCAAUCGUUAGGGCUGUUCAAAAUCCAAAACUAACUUGAACGGGGGUUGGUUCGGCUUUCAACUAU